Messenger RNA from Dreissena polymorpha, 1424 nucleotides. RefSeq names its product 26S proteasome non-ATPase regulatory subunit 6-like. Gene Ontology annotation, biological process: proteasome-mediated ubiquitin-dependent protein catabolic process. Gene Ontology annotation, cellular component: proteasome regulatory particle. The record is from RefSeq and is a predicted model, not a curated record. NCBI's taxonomy places the organism in Eukaryota, Metazoa, Mollusca, Bivalvia, Myida, Dreissenidae.
CAACCGGCAUCUCACUGCUUUACAAUAAAGUGUACCAAAAUGCCGAUAGAAAAUUUAGAGGAAGAAGGGUUGGCUAAAAACCCAAAUUUGCAGCUAGCGCAAUGGAGAUUUUUAUUAUUAACAGACACAUACAAGAACGACAAGGAAAUAAAAGAAAAGACAAUCGAUUUCAUCAAAGAAAAUGAUAUGGCUCCAUUUUACACAGAACUGUGUAAAGAGCUGGGGUGGAGUGUAGACAAGCCUCUCUACAAAAUGAAGAACGCUAACACAGCACAGCUGAAAAAACUGGAUGAUGCUGUUGCUGAUGCAGAGAAAAAUCUUGGAGAGUCAGAAAUUCGCGAGAACAUGCUGAAAAAGGCAGAAUACUUGUGUAGUAUUGGUGAUAAGGAAGCGUGUCUGACCCAGUUCCGUCUCACCCAGGAGAAAACAGUGACCCUGGGUUACAGACUGGACCUUGUGUUCCACCUGAUACGCAUUGGGCUGUUCUACAUGGACCAUGAUCUCAUUACCAGAAACCUAGAGAAGGCUCAGACUUUAAUAGACGAGGGAGGAGACUGGGACCGCAGGAACCGUCUCAAGGUGUACCGGGGUGUGUACUGCAUGUCUGUACGAGACUUCAAGCAGGCUGCCACCCUGUUCCUUGAUACAGUAGCCACAUUCACCUCAUAUGAGCUCAUGGACUACCAGACCUUUGUCACAUACACCGUCCUCAGUAGCAGCAUUGCUCUAGAGAGGCCAAAACUGCGGGAAAAGGUAGUGAAAGGAGCCGAGAUCCUGGAAGUGUUACACAGCCUGCCCAAGAUACGCUCCUACCUGUUCUCUCUGUACGAUACACACUACGGAGAGUUCUUCAGAUCACUGGCCCAGGUAGAGGAGAUGAUGAAGUUUGACCGCUACUUGAGUCCUCACUACCGCUACUAUGUACGUGAGAUGAGGAUUGUGGCUUACAACCAGCUACUAGAGUCCUACAGCAGUCUUACCCUUGAAUACAUGGCCAACGCCUUUGGAGUCACGAUUGCAUUUGUUGACCAGGAGCUGUCUCGGUUCAUAGCAGCAGGCCGCUUACACUGCAAGAUUGACAAGGUUGGAGGCAUUGUUGAGACCAACAGACCAGACAGCAAGAACUGGCAGUAUCAGGAGACAAUCAAGAAGGGAGAUCUAUUACUGAAUCGUGUGCAGAAACUAAGUCGAGUGAUCAACAUUUAGUGUCAAAGAUGGAAUAGCAACUUAGAAAUCUGAUUUUAAGCGCAAAUUUCUUCUGUGCGAUGAAAACUGUGGAACAUAAGGAAAUACUGUCUGUAUUCAUCAGGAAAAGCAAAACACGCUUGUGUUCCUUUAUUUAGAAAGCAUUAUUGUGUUAUUCAUGUGAAAUUCAUUGCUUUCAAAUAUGGUGAAAUUGUUCAUUAAACGCAACACAUGCAAAA